Messenger RNA from Sporothrix schenckii 1099-18, 1287 nucleotides. Its product is annotated as rxt2-like protein. Lineage: Eukaryota; Fungi; Ascomycota; Sordariomycetes; Ophiostomatales; Ophiostomataceae. The record is from RefSeq and is a predicted model, not a curated record. Bases 1 to 1287 code for a protein of 428 amino acids. Gene Ontology annotation, biological process: negative regulation of rDNA heterochromatin formation; negative regulation of silent mating-type cassette heterochromatin formation. The transcript has 3 exons. Gene Ontology annotation, cellular component: Rpd3L complex; cytosol.
AUGGCCGCACGCGACCAGGCUGUCUUCUUGGAGACCGUCAUCGGCCUCCAGCGCGCCCUCAAGCGGCGACCGUUUGACUCCGACUCCGACUCCGACGUCGACCACAGUACAAAUCGCGGCAGCAAGCUCAAGCGCCGCGCGCGGUUUGUACGCCAAGGCCACCUGGGUGCUGCGGAUGGCCUGACGGUGUUCACCGAGACCGUCGAACACGGCGGCUACCGCCGCGAGAUUAUCAGCCACAAUCCGGCGCUGAUCGACGACGAGGGGUAUGAGGUGGACAGCGACGAGGACGACGAUGCCGUCGUCCAGGACGCCGAGGCAGCGGCGGCCGAGCAGAACCCGUACGCCGGCAUUCAAUUAGAGCAUCUCCUUGCCCCUCUGACUGCCGUCACCGACCUGCCCAACCACCCGUCGCUCUCGCGUCCGUUUACGAACAAGGCCCUGACCGAGCUCGCGACGCAAGGCAGCAAUUGGAUGCACAAGGAGAGCGCGGCACUAUGGAAAGUAAAGCCGCUGCUGAUCAAGUUGUGUGGCGACCAUAUCUGGGUGGACAGCGGGCUGCUGGUCACCCCCGACGACGCCGACCUGUUUGACGACGAGCAUGUGGCGCGCCUGGCGACGGCGCGCGGGUCCACAGGGCCGCCCGCUGGUCUGUUGGAAGACAGGCCGAGCGCGUCGAGGCAGGGUGACGCGGACGACAAAGACAAGGCGGUGGGCGAUGCAGAGCCCGACCCCACCCCCGACUCGACCAUGCCAGACGCAAGUGACGAAGCAGACACAGCCGCCGCCGGGAGGAACGAUGCACAGUCCAAUGGCGACCGCGCAGUAAUACCCCGAGGCGGCGAGGCAGACGAUGAUGGCCGAGCGCUGGCGGGCGUUGGCGGCGGCGACGAGGACGCGGACGAGGAGGAGGAGGAGGAGGAGGGCACCAUCCACCCGCUCUUCCUGGCGCCCCGGUCUGCACGCCCCGAGCCCAACCUGGGGCUGCCAGAAGCCGAGGCCGAGGACGUGCGGCGGCUGCUGCAGCUCUGGGUGCAGAAGCAGGAGGAGGUCUCGCGCGGCACGAAGAAACUGCACGAGGGCCUGCUGCGCGCCGACCGCCUGCGGCAUACCGUCCUGCGGUGGGCCAAGGCCGAGGCGCACAGCGGGCCGAACCGGGACAUGUCGGACGGUGAGGACUGGUACGACCAGGAAGAAUGGGGGCUGGAAGAAGACCUGAAAAAGGGCCACGACGAAGAGGAAGAAGACCAGCAGUUGCCGAACAAGAAGACGCGCAACCGAAAGUAG